This is a messenger RNA of Dendrobium catenatum, 4203 nucleotides long. Its product is annotated as formin-like protein 3. The record is from RefSeq and is a predicted model, not a curated record. The transcript is spliced from 21 exons. NCBI's taxonomy places the organism in Eukaryota, Viridiplantae, Streptophyta, Magnoliopsida, Asparagales, Orchidaceae. Bases 212 to 3802 code for a protein of 1196 amino acids.
CCAAUCACUUCCAGAACCGAACAACCUCUGCUUGCGCUCUUAUGUGAGAUCUUUGCGCUUACGAACUUCGGAAGAAGAAUCUAUGAAUGUGCGCUCGAGCCUACACCUCCUAACUCCUCGGGCAUUCCAUUCUCGACGAAGCUUCUGGCAUUGAGUUCCGUAUACGAAGGCUUCCUGAGAUUGGAAUGUGAUAUUCUGUUUUGGAUGUGCGAUGUCUCUCUUAAGCAGGCUGUUUUACAGAAGACCACCUGAUGGUUUGCUUGAAUUUGUUGAGAGGGUUUAUGUUUUUGAUUCAUGCUUCUCAACUGAGGUUUUAUCUGAUGGAAUGUAUCAAAUCUACUUGACGGAGAUUGUAACAGAGUUAUAUGAGCUAUAUCCUGAUUCUUCUUUUCUAGCUUUUAAUUUUAGAGAGGGAGAAAAAAGGAGCAAAUUCGCAGAAGUUAUUGCUGAGUAUGAUGUUACUGUUAUUGAUUACCCACGACAGUACGAGGGAUGCCCUCUUCUUCCUUUAUCUCUUGUCCAUCAUUUCCUUCGAGUCUGUGAUAGUUGGCUUUCUAAUGAACAUAAUCAAAAUGUUGUACUACUACAUUGUGAGAGAGGAGGUUGGCCACUCUUAGCAUUUCUCUUGGCAAGCUUUCUUAUUUUUAGAAAUUUGCAUCAUGGAGAGCAGCGCACUCUUCAAGUUGUCCAUCGUGAAGCCCCUAAAGGUCUUCUACAGCUUCUAUCUCCUCUAAAUCCCUUACCUUCUCAGCUUCGUUAUUUGCAGUAUAUAGCUCGGAGGAAUAUAUCUCCUGAGUGGCCUCCUGCUGAGCGGAUACUUUCUUUGGAUUGUCUCAUUCUUCGUUCCAUUCCUAGCUUUGAUUCAGGCAAGGGGUGUAGACCUUUGGUUCGCAUUUUUGGCCAAAAUCUACAUAACCAAAAUUAUAUUGAAAAGAACAUGUUAUUUUCAACAUCCAAGAAGAAGAAAUCAUUACGAUACUACCACCAGGAAGAUUGUGGAGUUAUUAAAAUUGACAUCCAGUGCUUAGUCCAGAGUGACAUUGUGUUGGAAUGUGUUCACUUGAACUUAGAUCCAGAAAGGGAGGUCAUGAUGUUUCGUGUCAUGUUUAAUACUGCUUUCAUUAGGUCAAACAUUUUGAUGUUGAACUGUGAAGACAUUGAUAUUCUAUGGGAUUCAAAGGGAAGAUAUCCUAAACGUUUUCGAGCAGAGGUUUUGUUUGGUGAAGUGGACAAUGUCUCUUCUCCGAUGACCCCGACUCCAACUUUGAAUGGCGAGACAAUAGGUGGAUUACCUAUUGAAGCAUUUUCUAUGGUUCAGGAUCUUUUUGAUGGCAUGGAUUGGGCAGAUAGCAAUGAAGAUGCUGCGUUUUGGUUGCUCAAACAAAUAUCUGCUAAUGCUUUGCAUGAAAAAAUUGAAAAUCUAAUGCUGACUGAUGCAAGGGAGUGGUCUCGACAUCACAGUAAAGCAACUGAGCAAAUGUUGUUUGCCUCGCCUUCAGAUUCUGAGGAAGAGAAGGACUCUAUAACUUCAGAUUCUGUAGCUUCAGGGGAUCAAGAAAAGGUUCAGCAUGGAGCAGUGAUUAACACUCAGUUUGAGAGUCUACCUGAUGAACCUAAAUGUCAAUAUCUUGACCUGGCUGGUUCCAUGCUAGAAAUGUCUGCUACACCUAUAAAUAUACCCACACCAUCAUCACCACUACUAUUACCAACACCAUUGUUGCCAGCACCAUCACCACCACCACCGCCACCACCACCAUCGCCACCACUAUCUCCACCACCAUCUGCACCACUUCCACUUGGAAAACCUCUAGGACUAUCAAUUUUGGUUAAUUCUGAAAGUGCUCCACCGCCACCGCCACCACCACCACCACCGCCUCUAAUCUCUAGUGGGAAUUCUCCACCACCCCCACCUCCCCCACCUCCUCCUCCAAUGUUAAGUAGGGGUCCACCUCUAAACCACUCUCCUCCUCCAUUGUCCAAUAGAGGUCCACCUCCGCCUCCACCUCCUCCCCCUCCUACAAUGUCUAGUAGGAGUCCACCUCCACCUCCACCUCUACCUCCACCUCCUUCUGCUAUGUCUACCAAGGUUCCACUUCCAUCACCUCUAACAUCUCUGCCAGGGCCAAUAUAUCUCCCAUCGAUGUUGGUUAGAGGACCGUCACCACUCCCGCCACCCCCGGCACCUCCGGCACCUCCGGCACCUCCGGUUACUUCAAUUAGCAAAAGUCGUCCCCCACCGCCACCCCGACUUCCCCCUCCGAAUUAUGUUCAUACUAGUUCUAUGGCUACUCAUCAGACGCCAUCACCACCUCCUCCACCUGCUUCAAUUUCAGUACAAAAAAUCUCUACACUCCCACCUGUACCUCCAUUAUCUGGACGUAAUGCCCCAAUUCCUCCACCGCCUCCACAGUUAUCCAAACAACCGAACAAUGUUCUUUCACCGCUACCCUUAGUUGGUGGAAAUCAGGAAGUUCCUGGUACACAUCAGGUUUCUGGUGUAAAACUUUCUAGAAUACCGACAUCGCUCCCAUCUGCUGGAAGUGGAAAAGCAGUUGGGCCUGGUUCAAUGAGAGGCCAUGCAUCAACCACCAAUCAACAGAAGAAAGCUUCAUUAAAACCGCUGCAUUGGGUGAAAGUUACUCGAGCCAUGCAAGGAAGUUUAUGGGCUGAUUCUCAUAUAUCUGAAGACCAAUCAAAGGCUCCCGAAAUUGAUAUUUCCGAGUUGGAAAGUCUUUUCUCUACUGUGGUUGAUGAUGUUCGUGGUAUGGAUAAAGGUGUAGCUCGACGUGGAAACACUAAUAAACCAGAGAUCGUUCACUUGGUUGAUAUGCGUAGAGCAAAUAAUUGCGAAAUCAUGCUGACAAAAAUUAAGAUGCCACUUCCUAAGAUGAUAAAUGCUGUUUUAGCUUUGGAUACUACGGCUUUGGAUAUUGAUCAAGUUGAAAAUCUCAUCAAGUUUUGUCCAACCAAAGAAGAAAUGGAAAUGCUCAAGAACUACUCUGGAAACAAAGAAAUGCUGGGAAAGUGUGAGCAGUUCUUUCUUGAGCUCAUGAAGGUUCCCCGAGUAGAAUCCAAGUUGAGGGUAUUUUCCUUUAGAAUUGCCUUUUCCACACAGGUGAAUGAGCUGCGGUCUAAUCUGAAUAUCAUUAAUGAUGCCUCCACCGAGGUAAAAAGUUCUGCCAAAUUACGACAAAUUAUGCAGACUAUUCUUACGUUAGGAAAUGCUUUGAAUCAAGGCACAGCAAGAGGUUCUGCUGUGGGUUUUAGGCUGGACAGCCUUCUGAAAUUGUCCGAUACUCGUGCAAGGAAUAACAAAUCGACUUUAAUGCAUUAUUUAUGCAAGCUUCUUGCUGAAAAAAUGCCCGAGUUGCUAGACUUUUAUAAAGACUUGAUUCAUUUGGAAGCGGCAUCUAAGAUUCAAUUAAAGAUGGUAGCUGAAGAAAUGCAGGCUGUGAGUAAAGGUCUUGAAAAGGUUGAGCUAGAACUCUCCGCUUCAGAAAAUGAUGGAGAAAUCUCCAUUGGUUUCCGCAAGGCCUUAAAGAGUUUUCUUGAUACUGCAGAAGCGGAUGUUAGGUCGCUUAUAUCAUUGUAUAGUGAAGUGGGGAGAAGUGCAGAUUCAUUGGCACAAUAUUUCGGAGAGGAUCCUGCACGUUGUCCUUUUGAGCAAGUUACUUCAAUUUUGGUAAUCUUUGUCAAUAUGUUCAAUAAAUCUCAUGAAGACAACAUUCGGAAUGCUGAGGCCGAGAAGAAAAAACUAGAGAUUUCUGUCAUGAAAGAAAAAGCAAAUAGUUCUGUCAAAUGAGAUUUUGAUGAUGCCAUGAUUUAGUCUUCCGAGCAAUAAUUCUUCAUAUUGCAAGUUUGAGUGGAGGUAUAUAGUAGUACGACAUGAACUGGUGAGGCUAUCAGUCAGAUGCGCCGGAAAUAACAUCUCAUUUUGCCUUCUUUGUGAUUCGCGGAUCUUGAUUCCACUGCACCACCGCUAUAUCUUUCCACCGGCGUGAUGAUAUGAUUCAUUCAAAAAUUGCUGUGCAUUUCGUACUGGUCAUACUGUAUUGUAUAAUAUAAAAAAUUUGAGAUCAUUUUGCUAUUUAUUUCCAGGUUUAUUAGAUGGUAGUUCAUGCACAUAAUGCAUUCACCAAAGAUUUAUAGUUCCUGUAUAUAAUUCCAUAGAAGUAUGACCUGUUUAUGGGCCGUUGUAAUUCA